Messenger RNA from Sphaerulina musiva SO2202, 3099 nucleotides. Its product is annotated as Peptidase_M1-domain-containing protein. Bases 191 to 2827 code for a protein of 878 amino acids. Gene Ontology annotation, biological process: peptide catabolic process; proteolysis. Gene Ontology annotation, molecular function: zinc ion binding; metalloaminopeptidase activity; peptide binding. Gene Ontology annotation, cellular component: cytoplasm. The transcript has a single exon. The record is from RefSeq and is a predicted model, not a curated record. Lineage: Eukaryota; Fungi; Ascomycota; Dothideomycetes; Mycosphaerellales; Mycosphaerellaceae.
CCUUGUCCAGCUUGCACCACCCCCAACCUCCUUGACGAGACACCACCACCACCACAACCACCCGAUACAACCCAUACAGCUUCAUAGACCAGCUCGCUCCCCCCUUCUCCACCAGCAGCCGACCCGCUUCGAACGAUUUCCUCGCCAAACACCAGCCUACCAGCGAUACUGUUCCAGUCGACGAUCCGCCAUGUGUCGUAGAGAGGCAGAUACGGCCGAUGCCAACAUGGACAUCUCCAAAGGCCGCGAGGUGCUGCCCAAGAACGUCAAGCCGCUUCAUUACAACCUUACGCUCGAGCCCAACUUCGAGACGUUCAAGUAUGAAGGCACAGUCGAGGUCGACCUGGAUGUGGUAGAGGAUACCAAGUCCAUCUCGGUGAACUCGUUGGAGAUUGAUAUCAAGUCGACCACCAUUCAAGCUGGAGGACAGACCAUCACAUCGUCGCCCACUCUCAGCCACGAUGAGGAUAGCCAAACCACCAAGAUCGACUUCGAGCAGUCCAUUCCCGCUGGUCAGAAGGCGAAGCUCAUCCACACCUUCACGGGCACGCUGAACGACAACAUGGCUGGCUUCUACCGAUCAUCCUACAAGGGUGCGAAUGGGGAGGAUGCAUACAUUGCUACUACACAGAUGGAGCCUACCGACUGUCGGCGAGCCUUUCCAUGCUUUGAUGAGCCAGCGCUGAAGGCCACCUUCACCGUCACCUUGAUCGCAGACGAGAAGAUGACUUGCUUGAGCAACAUGGAUGAGGCAAGCACGAAGAAGCUCGAUAAUGGCAAGAAGGCAGUCACUUUCAACAAGACACCUCUGAUGUCCACAUACCUCCUCGCCUUCAUCGUGGGAGAGCUACAGGUGGUGGAGACAAAUGAUUUCCGUGUACCUGUCAGAGUCUUUUGCACCCCGGAUAAAAACAUUGAACAUGGCCAAUUCUCCCUGAAGCUUGCAGCGCAGACUCUCGAUUUCUACGAGAAGCAGUUCGCCAGCGAAUUCCCGCUGCCAAAGAUGGACAUGGUUGCCAUUCCUGACUUCUCGGCGGGCGCCAUGGAGAAUUGGGGUCUUGUCACGUACCGCGUGGUCGAUCUGCUGCUCGAUGACAAGCACGUCAGUGCCUCGACGAAGCAGCGUGUGGCCGAAGUUGUCCAGCACGAGUUGGCUCACCAGUGGUUCGGCAACUUGGUCACCAUGGACUUCUGGGACGGUCUGUGGUUGAACGAGGGUUUCGCCACCUGGAUGUCGUGGUACAGCUGCAACGUCUUCUACCCAGAGUGGAAAGUCUGGGAAGGCUACGUGACUGACAACCUUCAAUCUGCCCUCGGCCUGGACUCUCUUCGAAGCUCGCACCCAAUCGAGGUGCCUGUCAAGCGUGCUGACGAGAUUAAUCAGAUCUUCGACGCCAUCUCGUACUCCAAGGGCUCAUGUGUGCUCCGCAUGAUCUCCAAGUAUCUCGGUGAGGACGUCUUCAUGGAGGGGAUUCGACAGUACCUAAAGAAGCACGCCUACGGCAACACCACAACUGGCGACCUUUGGGCGGCCCUGAGCGCGGCCAGCGGGAAAGACGUGGAGCGUAUCGCUGAUAUCUGGACAAAGAACAUCGGCUUCCCCGUCAUCACGGUCACAGAGGAUGCCAAGAACAGUUCCAUCCACGUCAAGCAGAACCGUUUCUUGCGUACUGCUGAUGUGAAGCCUGAGGAGGACCAGACGCUCUUCCCAGUAUUUCUCGGUCUCCGAUCCAAGAACGGCAUCGACGAGGAGCUCACACUCAACAAGCGCGAGGGCGACUUCAAGGUGCCUGACCUUGACUUUUACAAGCUCAACGCCGAUCACUCUGGCAUCUACCGCACCUCUUACCCUGCGGAACGAUUACAGAAACUCGGCGAGAACGCAAAGGCAGGUCUGCUCUCCGUCGAGGAUCGCGCAGGUAUGAUUGCCGAUGCUGGUGCGCUUUCGGCUGCUGGGUACCAGAAGACGGACGGUCUUCUUUCGCUGCUGCAAGGCUUCGACAAGGAGCCUGAUAUGGUAGUGUGGGACGAGAUCACUGCUCGAAUCGGCGCCCUUCGUGCUACCUGGAUGUUCGAGGAUGAGAAGGUCAGAGAUGCGCUCAAGACGUUCCAGCGCGACCUUUCGAGCAAGAAGGCACACGAAUUGGGAUGGACUUUUACUGGGAAUGAAGGACACAUUGAGCAGCAGUUCAAGGGUCUCAUGUUUGGCAACGCCGCCUCUGCUGGAGACGACACGACCAAGGCUGCCGCAUUCGACAUGUUUAAGAAGUUCGUCGCAGGCGAUCGCAAGGCUCUCCACCCCAACUUGCGCGGCGCAGUUUACGCCGUCGUGUUGCAGUAUGGAGGCAAGGAGGAGUACGACGCUCUGGUGAAGGAGUAUGAGACUGCCACAUCAUCAGACGAGCGCAACGCCGCCCUCCGCUCCCUCGGCCGUGCCAAGGACCCGGAACUCAUUCAACGCACCCUCGCGUACUCCAUCUCGAAGAGCGUCAAGGAACAAGACAUCUACCUUCCACUUGCCGGUCUACGUGCUCAUCAAGAAGGCAUUGAAGCCUUCUGGGCCUGGAUGAAGGAGAAUUGGGAUCUUCUCAAGGCGAAGAUGCCUCCCUCGUUCACAUUGCUGGGGUCUACCGUGUCCAUGGCCACCUCAAGCUUCACCAAGGAAGAGCAACUACGCGAUGUCGAGAAGUUCUUUGAGGGCAAGAGCACCAAAGGCUUCGACAGGAAUCUCGCGCAGAGCUUUGAUGCCAUCAAGGCCAAGAUUGGCUGGCUGCAGCGCGACAAGGUGGCCGUGGAGCAAUGGCUGAAGGAGAAGAAGUACUUGUAGUGUGGGCGCACUCUGUACAGCAACACGGUCGGAGUCGUGGACUUUACCAAUACCGCACAUUAUCUCGCCCUCGAUGGUGAUGUUCGAAUCAGUGAAAAUAUCAGUGGUGAGGAGCGCAAGAGUGGCAACGAUACUGGCUGCUCGGACAUUCCGGUCAAUGACCCUGUGAUUGAGUAUGUGUAGAAGGUGUACAAAAGUCUUGCUAGUAGUACACUGGUUCAUGAAAUCGGUUACAUAGGGCAUGUGCAUAUAUCAAAAUGGAUCAUCACGAC